UUAAAUUCUUGUGAAAAUUACACCAUCCUUGUGUAUAAAUUGAAUCUUUAACAAGUAAUAGAAUUUUCAGAAUGUACACAAGCUGAAUUAUUAAUUCCUACAACGCUUUGAUAAAUUUAUCAGUAGUAUUGAUGACUAAUACCUAUAUUAAUUUGUGUAAUACUUAGAUCUCUAAUCGAUAGUCUGAAUCCAACUUAAACUAUUGAACAUUGAUAUCCAUAAACUUGAACACUUAAGCAUUUUUACAACACAAUUGAUGUAUUAAUACUACCUGUUGAGAAAACACUGUAGGUAGUAAAUACUUGUAAAUCUAUUCCCUCACAUACUUUCAGCACUUUUACAGUCAUGUUUUUUAUAUUUUUAAAUGCAAUACUUUUCUGGUACAACCAAUCUUAUUUAGUGUUUAAAUCCAAUAAUUUUCAAGGACAUGCACAUAUUUGUACUACGCAUAAUGAUCACUAAACGUUGUGCUCUUCUUAGUCAAAUAUUAACAAAACCUCAAUAUCAUUAUAAUGAUGCAAUAAUUACUACUGGUAGUAACAGUAGUAGUAUAAAGCUGUUUAAAUGCUUCAGUUCGGAGUCAUUUAAAAAGUUAUUACCAGAUGAAGCAGCAACUGACGAAAGAAUUACUGAUGUGAAAGCGAAAUAUCCCAACCAACCUUCAUAUCGUUUUGUACCUUCAAAACCGAUAUGGAAACGAUUUGAUGUUGGCGAUCAGAACGGAUUAGAAACGGAAAAUAAUGUAUCAUGUGAUGAAGAUUCUGUAUCAAUUGACGAUGAAGGUGUGUACUGUAUUCAUCGCAGUACUCUUCCAGAGAGGACACAAUUGGAUUUAAAUUCAGUGAAAUUACUUGAACAAGUAUCACUUGUAGAUUUCAAAGGUGAAGAAAGUUUAAAAAUUCUUGAAGAAGCUAUUCGUUAUGCUGACUGUUUGUUGACAAAAGAAGCCUUUCAUGGAACAACAAAUGACCAGUAUUUAAGCUUUGAUAAUACUGACCCAAUAAUUAGUCUUUGUGAUGAAAUCAAUCCAGAUUGGAGUUGUCCCUUACGUGAUGAUGAUGAUGAUGAUAAUGCAUCUGUUGAAGAUAACUGUUCCCUGGCUAGUCAUAUUAUGCAACAUGUUCCGGAUAAAUGGGAAGGUUAUAUUGUUGCUCCAUUGAGUACUGCUCCUGUUAGUGAGGAUGAAACUAAUCACAAAAGUUCGAAAUAAUAACAACAGCAAUAAUAUUUUGUAUGGUAAUAGUAUGUUAUUCUGUAAGCACAACAACGCAUGCACACAUUGAUUACUUUUGGUCAACCAAUGAAAAAAAUAAAUUGAAUUUGCCACGUUUUUUAAUUGUCGAAUAUUUAUGUUCUA
Trichobilharzia szidati is the source of this 1357-nucleotide messenger RNA. NCBI's taxonomy places the organism in Eukaryota, Metazoa, Platyhelminthes, Trematoda, Strigeidida, Schistosomatidae. The record is from the annotation of a GenBank genome assembly.